Mus musculus (house mouse) is the source of this 5007-nucleotide messenger RNA. It is a transcript of the gene Dsc1, whose product is annotated as desmocollin 1. Gene Ontology annotation, molecular function: calcium ion binding. Bases 218 to 2716 code for a protein of 832 amino acids. The record is from RefSeq and is marked reviewed. NCBI's taxonomy places the organism in Eukaryota, Metazoa, Chordata, Mammalia, Rodentia, Muridae. Gene Ontology annotation, biological process: homophilic cell-cell adhesion; cell adhesion. Gene Ontology annotation, cellular component: desmosome; membrane; plasma membrane. The transcript has 17 exons.
AACUGGAAGGAGACGACUGGCCAGGGAAGAAGGCCAACCUGUUGCUCCUCCUCCUGUUGCUUAUCACUUGCAUCCUGACUCUCUUCCAAAGCCACCUCAACCUUGCCAACCUGGCUGCAGAGCAUCUUGACAAUUGCCAGCAUCUGCUUAGCCUCCCUGUGCACUCCAGGCCACCCUAUCAGCUGUUCACCGUCCCUGGCCAUUGGGACCACUUCAGAUGGCUGUGGCCUGUGCUGCCCCAGGGAGCACCUUCUCUAAGCAGCUCCUUUUCUUUCUCCUGGUUCUGGUAUUAUUUUGUGAUGCCUGUCAAAAAGUUUCCCUUCACGUUCCCUCUCAUCUUAAGGCUGAAACACCUGUAGGCAAAGUGAAUCUGGAAGAGUGUCUCAAAUCACCCAGCCUGAUCCUGUCCAGUGACCCAGCCUUCAGAAUUCUAGAAGACGGCACAAUUUACACAACACAUGACCUGCUUUUGUCUUCUGAAAAGAGGGGGUUCUCCAUCUUGCUCUCAGAUGGUCAAGGGCAGGAACAAAAGAAGCUAGAAGUUGUACUGUCAGCAAGAGAAAAAAAGGUUUUUAGGAAAAGACAUACCAAAGAGCCAGUACACAACCGCAGUAAGAGAAGAUGGGCUCCUAUUCCAUGUUCACUGAUGGAGAACUCUUUGGGUCCAUUUCCACAACACAUUCAGCAGAUCCAAUCUGAUGCUGCCCAGAAUUACACCAUCUUUUACUCUAUCAGUGGACCAGGAGUAGACAAAGAGCCUUACAAUUUGUUCUACAUAGAGAAAGACACCGGGGACAUCUAUUGUACCCGAAGCAUUGACCGUGAACAGUAUGACCAAUUUUUGGUAUAUGGAUAUGCAACAACUGCUGAUGGCUAUGCCCCAGACUACCCUCUCCCCCUGCUGUUUAAGGUUGAAGAUGACAAUGACAAUGCCCCAUAUUUUGAAACCAAAUUAACAGUUUUUAGUGUGCCUGAAAAUUGCCGAUCUGGAACUUCAGUGGGACAAGUGACUGCCAUAGACAAGGAUGAGCCAGGAACUCUACACACUCGUCUGAAGUACAAAAUCUUACAACAAAUCCCAGACCAGCCAAAGCACUUCUCCAUCCACCCAGACACAGGUGUGAUCACUACCACCACACCUUUACUGGACAGAGAGAAAUGUGACACUUACAAGCUAGUGAUGGAGGUACGAGACAUGGGGGGCCAGCCCUUUGGUCUGUUCACCACAGGAACAAUCACCAUCUCACUGGAGGAUGAGAAUGACAACUCGCCAUACUUCACCCAAACUUCUUAUACUACAGAAGUAGAAGAAAACAGAAUUGAUGUUGAGAUUCUGAGAAUGGUGGUGCACGACCAAGAUUUGCCCAACACCCCCCACUCGAAGGCGGUAUACACAAUCCUAAAGGGGAACGAAAACGGGAACUUCAAAAUCACAACGGAUCCAAAUACAAAUGAAGGGGUCUUGUGUGUUGUCAAGCCACUGAACUAUGAAGUCAGCCGCCAAGUCACUCUGCAAAUUGGUGUCCUUAAUGAAGCCCAGUUCACUAACGCUGCCAACGCACAACCACCAACAAUGUGCACCACAACUGUCACUGUGAAAAUUAAAGACAGAGAUGAGGGCCCUGAGUGCCAGCCACCAGUCAAAGUCAUUCAGAGCAAAGAUGGACUGCCAGCGGGCCAAGAGCUCCUGGGCUACAAAGCGGUGGACCCAGAGACAAGCAGUGGUGAAGGCUUAAGGUAUGAGAUGGUAGGAGAUGAAGAUAAUUGGUUUGAGAUUAACAAAAUCACCGGAGACUUGAGAACUGUGAAAGUACUGGACAGAGAGUCGAAGUUUGUGAAAAACAACCAGUACAAUAUUUCAGUAGUGGCGACAGAUACAGCUGGCCGAUCUUGCACAGGAACACUGGUAGUUCUUCUGGAAGAUUUUAAUGACCACCCACCACAGAUUGACAAGGAAGUGACCAUUUGUCAGCAGGAGAAGGAUUUUGCUGUUUUGGAACCUAUAGAUUUAGAUGGGCCAGAUAAUGGUCCACCUUUUCAGUUCCUUCUGGAUAAUUCUUCCAGCAAACUUUGGACUCUAGAAUCACAGGAUGGUAAACGUGCCAUUCUUCGUCAACGACACAAUCUUAAUUAUAACUAUUAUUCUGUGCCAAUCCAAAUACAAGACAGGCAUGGUUUUUCCGCAAAACAUGUAUUAUCAGUGCGAGUGUGUGACUGUACAACUCCAACAGAAUGUAGAAUGGCUGUUAAGGAAGAGAGGGAUGCUAAACCAAAUAUAAUCCUUGGGAAAUGGGCCAUUCUUGCCAUGGUCCUGGGCUCUGCAUUGCUACUGUGCAUUUUGUUUACAUGCUUCUGUGUGACCACUACCAAGAGAACAGUCAAGAAAUGCUUCCCAGAUGAUGUAGCUCAGCAAAAUUUAAUUGUAUCAAAUACUGAAGGACCAGGAGAAGAAGUGACGGAAGCCAAUAUUAGACUCCCCACACAGACAGCCAACAUCUGUGAUACAAGCAUGUCUGUUGGGACUCUUGGUGGUCAAGGAAUCAAAACACAGCAAAGUUUUGAGAUGGUCAAAGGAGGCCACACCUUGGAGUCCCACAAGGGAGGAGUGCUAGGAGCAGCAGAGCCUGGCCGAUAUGCUUACACAGACUGGCAAACUUUCACUCAACCUCGGCUUGGUGAAGAAUCCAUUAGAGGACACACUCUGAUUAAAAAUUAAACAGUAAAAGAAGGUGUAUUUGUGUGGGCAAGCUGAAGAACACAAGCAUUGUGAAGACUACGUUCGCCCAUAUAACUAUGAAGGCAAAGGCUCCAUGGCUGGCUCUGUGGGCUGCUGCAGUGAUCGGCAGGAGGAAGAAGGGCUAGAGUUUUUAGAUCAAUUGGAACCAAAAUUUAGGACAUUAGCAAAGACAUGUGUGAAGAAAUAAGGUGCUGGUUAAUAGAGCAACUUCUGUAAAUGAAUACAGAGGUGACACUGGAUGUAAGGGGAUAGCAGCUUGUAGUAGCAACUUUGGGUAUUAAAAGGAGGUAAAGUCAUUUGUGGAUAAGGGUGCUUUACCAAUCAUAGCUCCCCAAAUUCUCCUUGUCUCCAGAACUUCCCUGUUGUCUAGACAGGACAUUGCCACGGUUGCUUUUCUUUCUGUGCAUGUAUGCAUUGCCCUUUCAGGACUGAACUGCAUGUGCCACUAAAGUUCUGGUGAUGUUUGAAACUUAAGCUCUUUUGCAUGCUAUGCAAGACUCCAUAAUGGAGUUGGGUAUUGUGGAAGCUUAAAAUAUGAGUUUGCAUUGUAUAUAUAUAAAUUAAAUAUUUUUCAAGGACAUGGGAAGAAUUUUGCUUCUAAAAUAUUUCCUUUAGUGCCAAGAUAUUGUUUUCCCUUUUCCAGAGUAGCUUCAAAUGAAAUUUUAAGUAUUUUUAGGUAUAGCCUUUUGUGUACCUAAACAAGCUCCACUCUUACUGUACAUUUCCCUCAUUAGAAGAGCACUAUCUUCAUUUAGGAACCUCCAUAGCUUAAUACUUGGGUUUCUGCCCAUAUGGCUAUGUUAUCAUCAGGAUCCUGGAGCUUCUAUCUGAAUGACAUAGGUCAGAACAUCAUGCUCACAGCACCUAGAACUAUAAAGAUUUGUCAAAAACUACUGGCAUUCUUAUCUUUAUAGAUUUACAGAAUAUAUAUAUAUAUAUAUAUAUAUAUAUAUAUAUAUAUCUUGCUGGUCAAUCUAAAUGUGAUAUUAUCUUACCACAUUCAUAUGUACUAAAAAUAUUAAAAAUUAUAUAAAUACUUUGGGACUGGUAGCUCUUUAACUCGAUACUGAUCUACUAUUUCAGUGGCUUUUAACUGGUCUGUGUCUUCAAGUCUCUCUCCAACUAGUCAUAAAAAUAUCAAGCUGUAACUCUGAUAUAAGGCUUAGUCCUUAUCAUGUGUCAAUACUGAGUUAAUGUCCAUAUUGGGACACAAUACUCAUUCUACCUUGGAAAUUACUCAAAGAAGAAAUUUCUGGAGGGCUAGAAAUAAUUUUAAGUAGAUACUCAUUAAGAUUAUUAGUCCAUUACAGCAACAUCUACCAAAUCUUACUGAAUUAAUAGAUAUUUUAACAUGCAUGAAUAAAUGGGGUAUAACAUUUUAAUAAGAUUGUUUUAUUGCUCUAUAAAGAAAAACUAUAUAUUUAAAUGAUAUUCUAUUAGUCCUUUGUGAGAAACUACAGAUAUGUGUCAGGUUACAUCUCAUGAAAAUCUUACAUUUAAACUAAACUUACCUUUUUAAUCUAUACAUUUCUAUCUAUUGGAAAAAAUAGAUUUCUGUUUCACUUAUGUUUUGUAACUAGUCUUAUUGGUCUCUAUUAGGAUAGGUGCUCUUUAUUGCAAAAUUGGAUAUUUGAAUAAAAUGAAAUAUAGCGUUAGUAAGGCUGAUAUGAUCUUGUAAAUUCCCCACAAUGUGUGACUUUGACAAUCACUAUACAAUGAUUUGGGGUGAUACAAUUUUUACUUUUUGAGGUAAGUGUCACUCUGACAAUGUGAAUUUUGACAUUUUAGAAUCUAGGAGUACCAAUUUGGAAAUGCAUCAAAUGUCAUAGUAAGUUAUAUUUUUCAAUGUAGUUAUAUGAGCAGUUGGAAAUUAUUAGCUUAACUUUCACUUGCAUGUUGUUUGUAUCAUCUUGCUCUUAUACUUACUGAAUUGUAGAUGAGAAAAUUUGCAUCUAAAUUAAGCAGUAAAAUUUAUAUCCAUGGGUGGAUUUCUUUUGCAUCAAGAGAAGGCUUUCUAAAGUUUUAGAAGUCAUUAGAAAAUGUUGGGAUUUGGUUUAUAUUAGCAGUUUUAGCUAUUUAAAAUAUUUUCAAGACAUUAUUAAAACUUUUCUCAGAGGAAUUAUAUUUAUUGUUGGAUUUAUUUAGGCAACUCCCAGUAAUUCUCAUUUUCCAUCAAAAAUUAAAUAUUAACUAUAUGAUGAACUAAAUGUAUGAAGCCCUACCAGGCUGCACAAUUUAGUUUGCUAAUAAAGUACUGUAUUUCAUACAAA